Messenger RNA from Penaeus chinensis, 1288 nucleotides. RefSeq lists its product as uncharacterized. The transcript has 7 exons. The record is from RefSeq and is a predicted model, not a curated record. Bases 125 to 1102 code for a protein of 325 amino acids. NCBI's taxonomy places the organism in Eukaryota, Metazoa, Arthropoda, Malacostraca, Decapoda, Penaeidae.
UUUUUCGUCCAAAGCCCAGUAAGCAUAGGUAGUCGCUGACUCACUGCCUCCUGAACAACGUUGGUGAAGGAAUCUCUGUCGCCCAAAUACUGUCCUCGCCUGGGUGAUAAGGCUUUCCGGCGCCAUGUCAGUGUAUGAAAGCGAGGACUGCGGAGAAACGCGCCGGUACACCUUCCGCCGCAUCCAGACCACGGCCAUCCGGUUCCAGGUGAAGGCGGCCCACGACGUGGCCAUCUGCCUCUCCCCUGACGACAACGAAGAGCUGGAGGAUGUAUACGAGAUCUUCAUCGGCUGCUGGGGAGGCGGGGAGUCCGGCAUCCGCCGCCUCAAGGACGAGGACGUGUGCCGGGUCGAGACGCCCGACAUCGUGAGCGACGAGGAGUUCCGUACUUUCUGGAUCAAGAUCGAGCACGGCGUCAUCAAGGUAGGGCGGUCCGGGCAGAAGCAUCCCUUCAUGAGCUACACCGACCCCAACACGCUGCUCCACGUCACGUGGUACGGCUACUCCACCGGCUGGGGCGCCUCCGGGGAGUGGAUGUUCCCGGAUGACGACGAAGGAUCCUCCUCGUCCUCCUCAGCCAUGUCCUCCUCGGACUCCGAGGCGGAAGAUAUUAACAACCUCGAAGACAGACCCAUCAUGUACAAGCGUCCCGCGCGCUGGGUGCCGGCCAAGGGCGGCUACUUCCCGAAGCAUCCUGUGUCCGGCGGCGAGGGUCCCGACGGGGAGGUGUACGUCGGGAUGGCGCACCACGAGGGCGGCUACAUCCUGGGCAUGGUCGUUCCAGACCAGGGAUGCUGCUACAUACCCUUCGGAGGAGAAGCUAUAGCCAAGGAAGAGUAUUUUGUGCUGAGCAACCCUGGUACAGUGAAUAUCAACUGGGAACCAGGGAGCAAAGGCAAGGUUCCCAGUGGAGCUUUGCAGGGGGGCCGAUCUGAGGACGGGGAGCCUCUCUACAUCGGCAGGAUCUCUGUGGACGGCGUGGUGUCUGUCGGCAAGGUGCACCCAAGCCACGGGGUUUGCUACGUUCCCUACAACGGCACUGAACACUCCCAUCGCGACUACGAGGUCCUUUGCAUUCAGGACGUGCCGUGCAAAAUCUGAACCUGCUUAUCACUUCAUAUAUAUACUGCAUAAACUCCAGAUAUUACUACAUAUAUUUUUUUUUUCCAUAUUUGCAACCGCAUUUUUCCCGAAGUCUAAUGUAUGCUGAUCGACGCGGGGAUCUUGGAAAAAAAAAUUCAACACUAAGAAAAAAUUGUAUCGUGAAUAGAAUCUUCCACGAAUCUU